AUGUUAGAUAAAAAAGCAGAUAUAGAACAUACACAUAACUCCUUCUCAACUGUUGCUAUAGAAAGUAUUGAAGGAACGGUUGGCGGAACUGGUGGGGAUGCAUUAUAUUAUAAACCUCCUAACUUUCCACAAGGUUUAACAUCGAAUGAAAACAUAACAACGAAGAAAGACAUUAGCUGUAAAAAUGUUUAUGUCAUGGAUGAUGAAAAUAAUGUUAAAUUCACUGCUCAGGAUUUAUAUGAUAAGAAAGCAGACAAAACAGAGCUUCAAACAUUAAAGACUGAAAUACUUCAAACAUUAUAUCCUAUAGGCUCUAUUUAUACGUCAAUGAACUCAACAAAUCCCGCAACAGUUCUGGGUUUUGGUACAUGGCAGCAGAUUGUAGACAAAUUCUUAUACUGUGCUAACUCUUCAAAGCAAACAGGAGGUUCGAAGAAAAUUACUGAAGCAAACUUACCUGCGCACACUCAUACAGGAACUACAAACUUUUCUGGCGACCAUAGCCACUCAUUAAGAGACCACUCAUUAUACAACUCAGACUAUAAAGCUGGCAAUGACGUUUUAUCUCCAUCUUAUAACAAUUCAGCAAAAAAGACUUUUCGACCAACUGAACCAGGAGGUAAUCAUACACAUACAUUUACAACAAAUCCAACAGGCUCGGGUGAAGAUUAUAUGCCACCAUUUAUGACUGUAUUCGCAUGGUACCGUCUUGAAUAA
Trichomonas vaginalis G3 is the source of this 717-nucleotide messenger RNA. Its product is annotated as phage tail repeat-like family. Lineage: Eukaryota; Parabasalia; Trichomonadida; Trichomonadidae. The coding region runs from base 1 to 717 and encodes 238 amino acids. The transcript has a single exon. The record is from RefSeq and is a predicted model, not a curated record.